Messenger RNA from Paramormyrops kingsleyae, 3886 nucleotides. Its product is annotated as transcription factor MafAa-like. Lineage: Eukaryota; Metazoa; Chordata; Actinopteri; Osteoglossiformes; Mormyridae. Gene Ontology annotation, cellular component: nucleus. The record is from RefSeq and is a predicted model, not a curated record. Gene Ontology annotation, biological process: regulation of transcription by RNA polymerase II. Gene Ontology annotation, molecular function: DNA-binding transcription factor activity, RNA polymerase II-specific; RNA polymerase II cis-regulatory region sequence-specific DNA binding.
GCAAUCAAAAAAGCAAAAACGCCCAAAGUAUCGCAUUUUGUUUGGUCACUUAUGGUUACGGUUAGAGCUGGGUCGGGGUUAGGCUCGUCAAUUUGUGGAGUUUUCCCCAAAGGAAUGAAUGGAGAGUCCCCACAAAGAUAUAAUUACAAACCUGUCUGUGUGUCUGUGUGAGCAUAUAAAUUCGUACAACGCGAAAGUGGUUUAUCUAAUUAAAACUUAAUAAGAAAAGUUGAAAGAAGAAUUCAUAAAUAAGAUGCAAAGUCGAAACAACAAAUGACUGACUUUUUGCUCGCAUGUACUUGUGAUUCAGUUUAAUUUACAAUGUUUGCUUUAAUACUUCCAAAGGUCUGCAGGACCCGAUCGUAUUUGUUUCUACAUAAGAUUACAGUUCAAUCUCUGCGCUAAAAUACAGCAGUACUGUCACAUUGUAUUUAUUUUAUACACAUACAACAAGCAAUCGGCAACUGUUUAACAUUAAACCCAACAGGUGUUACGAAAAAACUGCUCUUAAAUGGAAUUCAAUUGCAAUACUAGAUACAUAAAUUGAUCAUAUUUAACAAAACCUAAGUAUUAAUUUUCCAAUUAUAGAUAUUCGAUUUGACGUGUCGGUUGUUUUAGGUAAUUGGAUAAUUAUCUGAAAUUUAGCAUCUCUACAUUCUGUGUCGUACACAUUUUUAUGCAAGUCGAUUAUAAAAUUUAUUAUUGACUUGAUAUUUUCUAUUAUUAAAAAUGUUUAUUACUUCUAGUCUUUCCUUGUGUGAUGCUAUUGUCUGUGUAAUAUCCGCUAACAAAUCGCGACAUGCUUUGUUUUGCUCACGCAUAACUCCAGUGAUCCCUAAAUAAGCCUAUGCUGUAUACGGGAGCUGCUCAUAGCGAUUUAUUAUUACGCAUAUCAUCUAUAAACAUUACAUAUUACAUGCAGCGCCGAAGAUAAUGUUUCAUAUUAAUGAGAUUUUGUGAAUUAAUGUGAUACCUCCCUCCUGACACUUGCAUUCAGAACACUACCGCCUAUAUUUUAAGUCGAUAUGUCAAUCGCACUUUAAAUAUACCUGCCUCUUGGGCUUCCUUCCUUUGCACAAUAAGUUGUUUUUACUAUUUUAAGCACUUCACUGCGCCGGUGGAGGGUCCGCCUUCGCUGUGUGCAGUUGCACAUCGUGUGUCGCUAGAGGGCGCCACGACGCCUCUCUGUUCGAGAAGAAUUUCCAAUUAACAGCCGCAGCCGCGCCUGGCCGUAUGGUCCCGUAAGAGGUUGCCGUAGGAAAAUGCUAAUUUCCCGGCCCUGCGUGCCGCUAUUGGCUUCGGACAGCCGUCACAUUAAGGGUGGGAGGGACCGGGAGGCUGCGUGUAUAAAGCCGCAGAUUGCCCUUCGCCGAGCUUCAGGACUGCGCUUGUGCGGUAAAGCUGGUGGUCGGUUGGAGCGCUUGCAAUGAAAGCGAACGGGAAUUUGUUAGUUUAAAUACACAUGAAUAUAUAUAUAGCUUAUUGCAGAAGGCGGACAGCGCGCUGCAUGCAUUUCUUGGUAAAUGUGCAUGAAGUGAGCCGUGCUGAGAGAGGAUUUGCAGCCGGGUGUCCCACUGGAGCGAACUUCUGCGUGUUUUUGUGAACAUUGAACCCCUGACAGCCUCCUGCUGUCACACGGACCGGCACGCGGCAAUUAGAUUACGAUCACUCUACAUACCCAAACCGUUCUGUGAAUUAUUCUUCUUGUUAUUUUUUAUCUUUGUGCAAUUGUUAUAUCAUGGGCUUUUAAAGCUCAUGCAUCAUACAUGUUUUUUUUUCUUAAGAGACUGAAAACCAACUUGAGAAAAGACGGGAAGAAAUAUUCAGAAGUAGCCUGCAGUAAGUCGGGUUGGUCUCUGACUUCGCUGUCUGAAGUUUUCGUUUUGUGCUUGCUGUGUUACGGUGAACUUUUAAUCUAAUAUAAGCUGUCAACAAGGAAACGGGCGAUCUGACAGCUCAAGUUGUUAUACUGACAUCUGCAAAAAUAAUAGCUGUUUUUUUUUUUGCGGACUAACGAUUAGACCGGGCACAUUUCCGCGUGUACGUUUUGAUUUCCAAAGGCCAUUCCUGGUGGCGAUCACCGUCAUAUUGGCAUUACGGACAGGUGUCGUUGCAUGAACUGACAUGGCCACCGACAUCGCCAUGAGCGCCGAACUUCCCAACAGCCCCCUGGCCAUCGAGUACGUCAACGACUUCGACCUGAUGAAGUUCGAGGUUAAGAAGGAGCCCCCCGAAGCAGAGCGGUACUGCCACCGCCUGCCCACCGGCUCCCUGUCCUCCACCCCGCUCAGCACACCCUGUUCGUCCGUGCCUUCCUCGCCCAGUUUUUGUGCCCCCAGUCCCGGGACACAGCCACCCCCCAACCCCAACAACGGCGUGGGCGGCAGCAUCAGCAACAACAACCAAAGCUCCACGAACAAGGGGCAGUUGGAGGACCUUUACUGGAUUCCUAAUUACCAGCACCACCUGAACCCAGAAGCCCUCAACCUGACACCGGAGGACGCCGUGGAGGCCCUUAUUGGCAACGCGCAUCACCACCACCACCACCACCAUCAGCCCUUCGAGAAUUACCGCGGCCAGCAGUACGCUGGGGAGGACCUGUCCACCGCCUCCACAGGACACCACCACCAGGCCCACCACCACCACCAUCACCACCACCACGGCCACCACCUGCGUCUGGAGGACCGCUUCACGGACGAGCAGUUGGUCAGCAUGACGGUGAGGGAACUGAACCGGCAGCUGCGCGGUUUCAGUAAGGAGGAGGUCAUCCGCUUGAAGCAGAAGCGCAGGACCCUGAAGAACCGCGGCUACGCGCAGUCUUGCCGCUACAAACGCGUGCAGCAGCGGCACAUGCUGGAGAGCGAGAAGUGCACCCUGCAGAACCAGGUGGAGCAGCUGAAGCAGGAGGCCGUCCGCCUGGCCAAGGAGAGAGAUCUCUACAAGGAGAAGUACGAGAAGCUGGCGAGCCGCAGCUUCACGGCCAGCGGCAAGGACUCCCCCGGCGGCAGCCACGGAAAAGCCGGCUCGGCCGAGUUCUUCAUGUGAGCCCUGUUUCCUUUAAAGACUUUUUAGGCGCUUUGGUCGAGCGACUAUUUUUUACUUAUGUUUUGUUUGUUUUUCUCUUAGUUUGAGGACUUUUUGUUCAAAGCUAUUAUUUUAACAACACAGAGUAAUGUCAUAUUUGGAUAUUGUAAAUACAGAAAUUAUAUAGAGAUAUUUAUGGAAUUGUAAAUGCGAGAGAUGUAUAUGUCAUGUGGGCGGGUCUGAAACGCUAGCCGCGACUUAGAUUUGGUUUGGCCCAAGGUUUCCAUAACGAGUUAAAGCUUUGAACUGAAGAAAUUGAAUUAGGAUACACAGUUGUAAAAGUAGUGUAAGGGAGUACCCCAGAUUUCUUGCUAAAAACUAAUGGCACUGGAUGCCGGCUUCUCACUGCGGAGAUCCGGCCUUGGAAAGUAUUUCGAUCUGGAAAGGGGAUCAUCUUUACUUCGUCUAAUUCUCAUAGACAAAGUUUAAAAGGCAUAGAUCACAACGUUUUCUUAACAUUAUAAGUCUUACUGAAACUUAUAUCGAUGUAACCCUAACGAAAGAGGGAAGCGGCACAGUUUUCUUGAUUUUUGAUUUACGCAUUUUUGAGUGUCUUAAUACGAACGAGUCUUACGAAUGGGGAUGAAGACGGGACGUCCGGACAAGACGUGUUUCCUGAAACUGGAAUUAAGACACGCCGAAGGAGGCGAAGCAAUACAUUUUUAUAAACGAGGUGUCGGACGGUCUGUCAGAGGGACUCUCAACUGGAUCCACAGGGGAACCAAUGUACUGUGAAAGGACUACACGACCAUCACAAGUCUUGUAUAGCAACUUUUAGCAGCCCAGCAUGCAGGACAUGUAU